GGCUUCCAUCCCGCGUCACCACGGCGGCCCGCGCUCUGUCAUCCAUGCCCUUCAACUGAACAACUUCUAAACAGUCACGACAUCACUGCCUAAUCUACACACCCCUACAUCGAACUCGGAAGAACCACAGUACGGCCUUGGUGUACUGCGAUAAUAAGGAUCGGACAACCUCGACCAAGACCACCCACCUCCUUGAAGAAUGGCGACCCUGAUCCCCUCAAUAGCCUGUUUGGGCGUAAUAGGCCGUAACAACAACCCCCUCCACAUCCAAAUCUUCCCGUCCUACGACCCCUCCACCAACACCUACGUUGCCGCCCGCACCUCCCUCCAAUUCCACCUCCUGCUCUCCUCGACUCUGGACGUCUUUGACCUGCGCGCCCGUCGCAACGCCGCGGCGGGAGUGGGCUUGUCCGGUGACUUUGGUCUGUUGCAUGCCGUGGACGACCGCUUGGCCGCGUACGGGUUCGAGACGAAUACGGGCACCAAAUUUGUUGCGGUCGUGGACAUGAGGGGACGGAGGGUUGAUGGUAGAGGCGGGGGUGGAGGCGCUGGUGGGCAUGGCGGAGGCGGACAACAGGGAGGGUUGACGCAGGGAGGGGCGGCGGCUGCGGCUAGUAGUGUUGGGUUGAGGGAGGGGGAGAUGAAAGUUGUCUUCAAGGCGAUGCAGACGGCGUACAUCAAGUUGUUGCAGAACCCCUUUUUUGAUCCAGACGAGCAUUCGCCGCUUUCGGGGACAGGCGGAAAGAAAAUCACGAGCAAAAAGUUCGCGGAGGAUAUGAGGAGGAUAGGGGAGAACUGGAGACCGGGCGUGACGGCUCUCUGAUGGGACUACUAUGGCCGGGGAGUUCUGAAACGGCACCCCUUUGGUUAAGCAUUCGGGUUCAUAGGCGAGAGUGGUAAGUUGGCGUUUUAGGAGUUUGAAGGGAUCAUGUUUACAGGAUAGCGGGUUGCUUUCUCGCUUCGGUGGCAUAGAACAGUGAGGGAACCCAUGGGUGUAGUGGUGCUCUAGCUGUGAGCAUGCAACUACGGCUAAACAGCUAAUCAGGCAACCUUUACGAACGAUAUCGAAACAGCAUACUUAAUACAGCUACAUCAACAAGUUAUUCGUCAUAAAGGAAGCUCUCCAAACCGAUGCCCAUAUCAUACUAAACGAAUCAGACAUAACGCCCACCGACCCAACAAAUUUCAAUCCCACCCAUUACUCAACACAAACUCCUCAUACGGUACCCCCAACUCCUCAAACUCGCCUUUCUCCGGCCUCGCCAUCUUCGCCCACCCUCUCACCAGCUCUCUCCAAUAACACGCCUCCGCCGCCGGACUAAAGUACCCGCCACCCACAAACAACUCCCUCUGCCUCCUCGCAAUACCCUCGGCAACCUUGGGGUGCUCCUCCAACCAAUGUAUCGUAUCCUCCAAAUCCGACCAAUCGGGGCUCACGAACACGAUAUUCGCUUCUUUGGGAUCAUACCUCUUUGGCCACGCCCUUUCGUGUCUCGCGUGCGGCGUCCAGAUCCCAUCAUUCGCAGUCUUUCUCGGCUGGGCCCUGGUGUCUUUUGUCUUACCAUCCUUUCUCAUCCGCAACGACCGAGCCUUGUCCAAGUCCAGAUCGCUUGAGAACAAAGGUUUGACAAGGUGCGUGGUAUGCUGCAUCCACUGGAUCGGCGGCGUGAGCGUGACCGAGGCACACAUCUGGAGGAACUGGAACCUUCCCGAGUAGGAAAUGCCUUCGGUGUGGAGCACGUAUUUGUACUUGCAAAAGUCCUCGAUGGCUAGCGAGUUGGUGGCAUUUUUGUUCUCGCCAUUGCCCGUUGUCGACGUCGUCGUCCACUCGAGUGAUUGCACGUCCGCCCACGGCUUGGCCUUGGCGGUGGAAACAAGCUUGUACCGCAGUUGCGGGUUGUGGAUCGAGUUGAACCAAGUAGUCCCGCGCCAGACCGCGCGGGGGUCUUUGUGUGAGUGCCAGCGGUUUCCUUGGAAUUGGGUGGUUUCGAGGUUGGUGAUGGCUGAUGCUGCGCGAGAGAUGGACCCGAUGAAGGGGAGGUCCCAUGCCCAGAAGGAGAAGUGAGGAAUGAGAAAAGUGCGAGCAUCGGGAUCCGAAGGGGCGUGUACGGGGUCAGCGUUGCGGGUGUAUUGGAGGGCGGUUCCGAAGGGGGUGUCGAGGAUGUUGAUGGUCAGGAUUGUGUCCAAGUCUGAGACAAGAGAUCGAUCGGAAGGGGGCAAGGUGAGCAGGGCGCGAUGAAGUUGGUGGAGGGCUGCUGUUCUUGACUUUUUAUUUUUUUGUUCGUGUCAGUCAGUCAUCCAGUCAGCCAGUCAGUUUAUUUCCAACGAAAUAAGAAAAAGUGAAAAGAAAACAUACAUUUACCAUCUCCCUAC
Neurospora crassa OR74A is the source of this 2373-nucleotide messenger RNA. RefSeq lists its product as hypothetical. Gene Ontology annotation, biological process: endoplasmic reticulum to Golgi vesicle-mediated transport. Bases 200 to 823 code for a protein of 207 amino acids. The record is from RefSeq and is a predicted model, not a curated record. Gene Ontology annotation, cellular component: nucleus; cytoplasm; TRAPP complex. NCBI's taxonomy places the organism in Eukaryota, Fungi, Ascomycota, Sordariomycetes, Sordariales, Sordariaceae. The transcript is spliced from 3 exons.